AUGAUAAAAGCAUCAAAUGUCUCAAGAUUUGAUAUGAUUGUUGAUAUUUUUGAUUUAAAUUUAUUUAAGCAUUUUAGGCAAACAGAAUUAACUACUGAUAGAGUUGAUCAGUUAUUUUUAUUUGAUGGAUUAACGCCUGCCACCUGGUUUGCCUUACGAAUUCAGUAUCGCCUUCAUCAUAGAUUUUCCGGUAAUCCUAAAACAGAUAUAACAACAAAACAGGAUUUAAUUUUUAAAACAAAAGAUGGUACUGGAAUUGAUAAUUCAUUAAUUGAUGAACAAAUUAUUUAUCUAGAUAAUAUAGUUUCAACAUCUGAACAAUUGGAAGUUUCGGUUAAAUCAGUUUUUCAUAAUAGUAAUCGUAUAAAAGUUGUUGUUGUACCGGAAUUAGUUUUAUGUGAUCGUGGUGUUAUAAAGGCAAAUGCUUUACAAUUAAAUCUUUCCACAUCAACAGUUAUCAGUUUUGAUUUAAGGAAAGUUAAUUUAAGACAAAAUUUACCAUAUACAAAUUCAAAAAAUCCAACCUAUCAAUAUCAUCAUCAUCAUUCCUGUUCCACACUAUGUAUCUAUCCAUACUUAAAAACAAUCAUUGAAAAUAAAGAUGAAUUAUUUCGUGGUGUAGCAUGGUGUAGUAGUUUAGAGGAAGCGCAAAAUCAAAUUUUGAUGGCAAAUUCAGGAAAUAAAAAUGAUUUUCUCAUGUUUGGAUGUAUAUAUAUUAUUUAUCUAUAUCUAAAAUAUCUUUUGAUUUAG
Strongyloides ratti is the source of this 750-nucleotide messenger RNA. RefSeq lists its product as hypothetical. Bases 1 to 750 code for a protein of 249 amino acids. NCBI's taxonomy places the organism in Eukaryota, Metazoa, Nematoda, Chromadorea, Rhabditida, Strongyloididae. The transcript has 4 exons. The record is from RefSeq and is a predicted model, not a curated record.